Messenger RNA from Pichia kudriavzevii, 606 nucleotides. RefSeq lists its product as uncharacterized. The record is from RefSeq and is a predicted model, not a curated record. Bases 1 to 606 code for a protein of 201 amino acids. Gene Ontology annotation, molecular function: structural constituent of ribosome; small ribosomal subunit rRNA binding; mRNA 5'-UTR binding. Gene Ontology annotation, biological process: maturation of SSU-rRNA from tricistronic rRNA transcript (SSU-rRNA, 5.8S rRNA, LSU-rRNA); translation; ribosomal small subunit assembly. Gene Ontology annotation, cellular component: mitochondrial small ribosomal subunit; ribosome. Lineage: Eukaryota; Fungi; Ascomycota; Pichiomycetes; Pichiales; Pichiaceae. The transcript has a single exon.
AUGAGCUACUUGGGAAAAAUGAACUUUUUACGUAAUGCAACUAGAGGAUUUUCCACAUCCCGAGUGGUGAAACAAAUCACCACAUUCGGAGAUGCUUCCAAGAAUCCAGAGAAGAUAAUCAAGGAAGCCAAGCAAGCAAAACAGGUGAAGGACAUCAAAACAGUCAAACAUGUCCUUCAUUGCAGUUUCAAGAAAAACAAUACUUUUAUUACUCUCACCAAGGUUGAGAUGGAUAAGAACUGGCCAGCAAACAAUCCAAAUACCACAUUCAACGAACAAGUUUUGUAUUUCCUACAAUUGCCAGAGAAAAUUGUGAUCUCCCAAUCCACUGGUUACCUAGGUUUCAGAAAGGCACAGAGAGGUGAAUAUGAGGCAAGUUUCCAGCUCUCGUCGCACAUUUUCAAAUCUAUCGAUGAGAAGAAGCUACUAUCAAGCAGUGGUAAGUUAGAAGUUGUUGUUAAAGGCUUUGGUAAGGGAAGAAGGGCGUUCUUCGAUGCACUCAAGGGUAAAGAAGGUAACGGAAUCAGAUCGUUCAUUACCAGAUUGAGCGACCUUACUCCAAUUGCAUUUGGUGGUAACAGAGCACCAUCGAGAAGAAGGAUCUAG